CAUGGGAAUAGCAGUUGCAGGUACGGAUUCUUUAAGCGAGAGAGCAGCAAUGAUGAGGGAAGCUCUUCUCAAGAGCCAAACAAUCACGGACAACGUCGUCACCAUUCUCGGCUCCUUCGACAGUCGCCUCUCCGCCCUCGAAACCGCCAUGCGACCUACUCAGAUUAGAACUCAUGCUAUAAGGAAAGCUCAUGAGAAUAUAGACAAGUCUUUGAAGUCCGCCGAAGUCAUUUUGGCGCAAUUCGAUCUCUCUCGUCAGGCGGAGGCUAAAAUACUUAAGGGGCCGCAUGAAGAUCUUGAAGGUUAUCUGGGAGCAAUUGAUCAGCUAAGGAGCAACAUUCAGUUUUUUAGCAGCAACAAAAACUUUAGGAAUAACGACGGAGUGCUUAAUCAGUCUAACACUUUACUUGCUAAAGCUAUUUCGAAGCUAGAGGACGAGUUUAAGCAGCGAUUAAAUUCUUACAGCAAACCUAUUGAGCCUGAUCGUCUGUUUGAUGGCCUUCCAAAUGCGCUACGUCCAUCAUCAGGGUCACCUGGAAAUCAAGGAGAGGCUGGCGCCAAGGCUACAUCCCAUAGCCAUUCUGAGCAUCACAAUAUUGACUUAGAAACUGCUGUGUAUACCCCUCCCACUCUUAUACCUCCUCGAGUUAUGCCAUUGCUGCAUGAUCUGGCCAAGCAGAUAGUUCGAGCUGGUCACCAACAGCAGUUACUCAGGAUCUAUAAAGAAACUCGUUCUUUGGUCCUGGAAGAAAGUCUCCAGAAAUUGGGCGUUGAAAAACUUAGCAAAGAUGAUGUCCAGAAGAUGCAGUGGGAGGUUCUGGAAGCAAAGAUUGGAAAUUGGAUUCACUUUAUGCGUAUUGCUGUCAAACUACUAUUUGCUGGAGAACGAAAAGUUUGUGAUCAAAUGUUUGAAGGCUUUGAUUCUCUUAGUGAUCAAUGUUUUGCUGAAGUUACUGCAAGUAGUGUUUCUGUUCUACUCAGUUUUGGUGAGGCGAUUGCGAGAAGCAAGAGAUCGCCAGAAAAGUUAUUUGUACUUCUAGACAUGUAUGAGAUAAUGAGAGAGCUUCACUCUGAGAUUGAAACCAUUUUCAGAGGUAAAGCAUGUACUGAGAUUAGAGAAUCUGCAUUGGGCUUAACAAAGCGACUUGCCCAGACAGCUCAGGAUACCUUUGGUGAUUUUGAAGAAGCAGUUGAAAAAGAUGCAACAAAAACUUCUGUUUUGGAUGGAACUGUCCAUCCUUUAACCAGCUAUGUGAUUAAUUAUGUAAAAUUUUUAUUCGACUACCAAUCAACAUUGAAGCAACUCUUCCAGGAAUUUGAAACUGGUGAUGAAACGGGAUCUCAGUUGGCUUCUGUAACAAUGAGAAUAAUGCAGGCUCUUCAAACAAAUUUGGAUGGAAAAUCCAAGCAGUAUAAAGAUCCUUCUUUGACUCACUUAUUUCUCAUGAAUAAUAUUCAUUAUAUGGUGAGAUCUGUGCGCAGGUCCGAAGCCAAAGACCUGUUGGGGGAUGAUUGGGUCCAAAGACACAGGAGGAUUGUGCAGCAGCAUGCAAACCAAUACAAAAGGAAUGCUUGGCAAAAGAUCCUUCAGUGCCUGUCUAUACAAGGAAUGACCUCAUCCGGAGGUGGUAGUGCAGUAGGUGAUGGAGGCAAUAGCAGUGGAGUUUCCAGAGCAUUGGUUAAAGACAGGUUCAAGAUUUUCAAUAUGCAAUUUGAGGAGCUUCAUCAAAGACAAUCUCAAUGGACGGUGCCUGACACGGAAUUGAGAGAGUCCCUGAGGCUUGCAGUUGCGGAAGUGUUGUUGCCUGCCUAUAGAUCAUUCCUGAAACGCUUCGGGCCUAUAGUUGAGAAUGGGAAGAAUCCUCAGAAGUACGUGAAGUACACAGCAGAGGACCUCGAACGAAUGUUGGGAGAAUUCUUCGAAGGCAAGAAUUUAAGCGAACCUAAACGAUAGUCUUGAUCCCGCUGCUUUCGCGAAUCGACUAGUGAGACUGUUUUUCAGGUAUGUAGCCCGUAUCGCAGAUCAUUGCUUGAAUGUGUGGUGGUGGUUCUGUAUCUGAAGUUUUUUGUUGAUCUUUAAAUUGCAAUAAGAUUUGUUGGUUGUGAGGAAAGCAAAAGCAAAAGGAAACCCAAAAUUUGUUUUUGUAAAAAUGUGUGCUGUCUAUUACGGAUUCAAUUUCACUG
Hibiscus syriacus is the source of this 2184-nucleotide messenger RNA. RefSeq names its product exocyst complex component EXO70A1-like. Gene Ontology annotation, biological process: exocytosis. Gene Ontology annotation, molecular function: phosphatidylinositol-4,5-bisphosphate binding. The transcript has 12 exons. Bases 2 to 1954 code for a protein of 650 amino acids. Gene Ontology annotation, cellular component: exocyst. The record is from RefSeq and is a predicted model, not a curated record. Lineage: Eukaryota; Viridiplantae; Streptophyta; Magnoliopsida; Malvales; Malvaceae.